Messenger RNA from Saxophila tyrrhenica, 2100 nucleotides. RefSeq names its product glycogenin glucosyltransferase (gene GLG2). NCBI's taxonomy places the organism in Eukaryota, Fungi, Ascomycota, Dothideomycetes, Mycosphaerellales, Extremaceae. The record is from RefSeq and is a predicted model, not a curated record. The transcript has 2 exons. The coding region runs from base 1 to 2100 and encodes 699 amino acids. Gene Ontology annotation, cellular component: cytoplasm. Gene Ontology annotation, molecular function: glycosyltransferase activity.
AUGGCGGCAGGCGAAGAUGUUUACUGCACACUGUGCAUGUCAGACAGCUAUCUGCCCGGAGCUGCCGUACUGGCCAAGUCGUUACGAGACAGCGGCACCACGAAGAAGUUGGCAGUCCUUAUAGACCAGGACCGCUUGCGGCAGAGUACUGUGCUGGAGCUGCAGUCUUUGUACAACUACACCAUCUCCGUCGAACGCAUCGGCACGCCCAACCCCGCCAACCUCUACCUCAUGAACCGCCCCGACCUCCUCUAUACCUUCUCGAAGCUCAACCUCUUCCGCCUCACCCAGUUCCGCAAAAUCGUCUACCUAGACGCCGACGUCGUUGCCCUCCGCGCACCCGACGAGCUCUUCGCCCUAGAAGACUCGUUUGCUGCCGCACCAGAUGUGGGAUGGCCCGACGCCUUCAAUACUGGUGUGAUGGUGAUCGCACCGCACGAAGGAGAUUAUCACGCCUUAAGAACACUAGCAUCCGCGGGCGACAGCUUCGACGGCGCAGAUCAAGGCUUGCUGAACCAGUACUUCGAACACAAGCCAUGGAAGCGGCUAAGCUUCGCGUACAACUGCACGCCGAGUGCAAACUACCAGUACGAGCCGGCCUAUCGAUACUACAAGCAGAACAUCAGCAUGGUGCACUUCAUCGGUAGUGAUAAGCCGUGGCAGCAGAGCAGGAGUGUGAGAGGCGCAUCGACUGCGUAUCAAGAGCUGCUGAGUAGAUGGUGGGCAGUGUAUGAUCGACACUUUACUGUUUCGACGCAUGGGUAUAUUGCCGGACAACGAGGGAGCAGGGCGGUGCAGAAUGAGGUGGGGAGGUAUCAGCAGCCGGUUGAGGGGAGCUAUGCUGCGACUGGAUAUCCGAUGGAGAGCAAAAUGGCAAAUUCGGCCUCACCGCCUGAGGCGCAGGCCACGACGACGGAGAUGCCGUUCACGGAGCCUGGUGAGGACGCGGAGAACAUCGCUCAAGGCCGCAUUGAACCGCCGCAGACUGCAGAUAUGAGGAGGUUCUCGGCGCCGCACAUGGAGUGGGAUGCUACCAGAGCUGCGCCACCACCAGAGUCAAGACCAGAAGCUGCCAACUUCCCUACGACCACGUACGAGUUUAACAUGGACGCCAAGCCCUUCGUCCCGCCUACAAAGUACCCUGAGCCUCCGAAAGACCUGUGGUACGAGGUACCCAUCGCAAAAGAAGAGAAACUCGCUCCCCUCUUCCCAUGGGAAGAGCGCGAUGUUCCUACACCCACCCGCCGCUUCGCCGACGAUGAGCCUUCCCCCAAGCCCUCUCCACCCUCCGAAGAGGAAUCCUUCCCAGGCGCCGACGAGUUCUCCGUCCAAAGCGAUGCUGACCGCUCCGUCGAACCGAAGACGCCUACUAUCCUCGUCAACGACCACCAGUCACCCUGGUCCACCUUCGGCAAUUCCAGCACUAAGAAUGCAUGGGAUGACGUCACGGGCAUUGACGACUACGUGCGCCAGUUGACCGCUUUCCAGAAGAACCGCGGGAAAGUGCAAGUUUUGCAGCAAAACUCGCGCAGCCCGAUCUCCUCGCCUCCCGAACAGACGCAGCAGCAGCAGCGGAACCAGAUGCCAGGACAGAUGCAUGUCCUGAGCCCGGCCAACGAACCGAACGCCGACGACCUGAUCGCCGCAGUCGCGAAGCGAAGGGAAAGCCUCAUCCUCACUGACUUCCCCACCGCGAGCGAGCGGCCGAGUCUUCCUGUCACGCCCGCUCCACGAAGAAGAAACGUGCUUUGGGGUCAAGAGAGGGGAGAAGAAGGCUUGGUCGAGGCGGAGGGCGUUCCGCAGCAGGGGGAUUGGGAUCCUAACGUCCAGUUAGAGGAGUUGAGGCGGAAUAGCUUGUUGGAGUUGAAGAUACCGGUGGGAAGGAAGAAGGUGCCGGAUCGGGAGAUGGUGGGUAGUUCGCUGAAGGUUGUAACAGAGGGGGUUAGUGGGGGGAGUAGUCCGCCUGGGCCUGUUGGCGGUGGUAAGCAGCCGCUGACUGGUAUUUUGAAGAAGCCGACGUUUGUUGAGCCGGACUUUGGUGGGAAGAGGAAUGGACAGGGAGGGGAGGAGGUUGUCGCGCCUACUGAGGAGGCUUCUUGA